Molecule: messenger RNA, 2103 nt
Organism: Aspergillus ruber CBS 135680
Lineage: Eukaryota; Fungi; Ascomycota; Eurotiomycetes; Eurotiales; Aspergillaceae
Product: putative MFS transporter
Exons: 9
Coding region: 435-2045 (536 amino acids)
Biological process (GO): transmembrane transport
Molecular function (GO): transmembrane transporter activity
Source: RefSeq, a predicted model, not a curated record
AUUGUCAGCAUUGUUGUUGAAUCUGAUAACAAAUCCUCGACUCAUGGUCAUCUAACAAACAAAUUCCCGUGCCACGAUGUCUAUCUAUCCUCCAGCUAAACUUAUCAGCGGUGCCAAUUGUCAUCUACAUCAACUCCAUCAAUCCCCGCAUUUACCACCAUACAAGUCCUCAUCCCGGACAUCUCCAAAACAGCGGUGCAAAACCUCGGCUAUAAGUGAUGAUACGAGGUGAAUUAAGACAGAAUCUUUGUUGGAUCACGUCCAAUUAGAGUCAUCUUGAUGCUUUUAUCGGUGUGAUAAGGUAUCUUGCAUAUCGCAUCCUUUUGUGUAACAUAAAGGCGCCACCUUCGUCCGCGUCGCCAUGACCACUUUCUCCUGCAUUUCCUCGGGGCCGAGUAUACGAACUCCAGUGGUUUCACAGGUUUAUUAACAAUAUGGUGCCAAAUUUGGAUAGGAGCGCCGUCCCGGGCACGGUUACUUUGUUGGAUUUGGACCAUGUUAUGUCCGCUCGGCAUGCCAAUGGGAAUAGCGACAUUGUUUUGAUUCCAACGCCUUCGCGUGAUCCGGAUGAUCCGUUGAAUUGGUCGCCACAGCGGAAGCUAUUCUCUACUGUUUGUGUUAACACAUACACUUUAUUCGCCGGAAUCUCAACAUCUGUUGUGUAUUCUGUCCUAGUUCCACUGUCCGAGAAUACAGGGGUAUCAGUCAGCACUAUAAAUGAGGGCACAGGCUAUCUGUUCCUACUGGCAGGAUGGGGCCUCUUGUUCUGGCAACCGUUUGCCAUGCAAUAUGGCAAGAGGCUGACAUAUUUGCUUUCCUUGGUGGGGACUAUAGGAAUGUUGAUGUGGGGUCCGCAUAUACACUCAAACGGCCAAUGGGCAGCAAGGAGUAUUCUAGCAGGUUUCUUUGUUGCCCCAAUCGAGGCGCUUCCUGAAGUCUCUGUCACGGAUGUGUACUUCACCCACGAACGCGGAACAUACAUGGGCCUCUAUGCUUGUUUUCUAGCCGGAAGCAACUACGUCGCACCAGUCAUAUGCGGCUUCAUUUCCGAGUACCAUGGUUGGAAAUGGGUGUUCUACUGGCCCAGUAUCUUCUGCGCUGUUGCAGUUGUUUUCCUGUUUUUCUUUAUGGAAGAGACGAAUUACACCCGUGAUCUCUCUAUUGAACCUGCUAACAGUGAUGUUGAACCUUCGACUACAGAUCUUGAGCAAGUCGAUAAAGAGAAGGCACCGGAUAGCUCUGAUGUGCCAAUUCCGGGGACGAUGUACUCGAAGAAGACAUAUGUCCAGAAACUUUCUGUGCUAGGGCCUCAACAGAGCAGGAAUAACAUGCUUAGAAGAUCAUACCAGACGUUGUAUUAUCUCUCGUGGCCAGUGGUGUUUUAUGCAGGCUUCUCCUACGGCUCAUACUUAAUCUGGUUCAACGUGAUGAACGGUACUGCAUCUAUUAUUCUCGGAUCUGCACCAUAUAGCUUCAGCACGGCCAUGGUAGGACUCAGCUACGUCUCCUGCUGUCUCGGUGCUAUUUCAGGCUCCCUCUUCACCGGCCGCUUCAGCGACUGGCUCACCAUUAAACUCGCCCGCCGCAACAACGGCAUCAUGGAAGCUGAACAACGUCUCUGGCCCUUUGCAGCAUGCCUCUUCAUCCUCCCAGGGGCACUAAUUCUCUGGGGUGUUGGCGCUGCCCACGAUGUGCACUGGUUCGGCCUUAUUGUCGCCAUGUCCCUACUUGCGUUUGUGAAUACAAGUGGGAUUACUAUCAGCGUUAACUAUCUCGUGGAUAGUUAUAAGGAGUUGAGUGGGGAUGCGAUGGCCAGUGUGAUGUUGGUGAGGAAUACGAUGUCGUUUGCAAUUGGAUAUGGGAUUACGCCGUGGGUUGAUAACCUUGGAUACCAGAACUGUUUUAUCUCAGCAGCGUUUAUCGGAAUGGCAUGCUCUACUGUCUUCCUUAUAAUGAUGAAAUGGGGAAAGAAAUUCAGAGAACUCAGUCGUGAGCAAUACUGGGAUAUCGUCGUCGAGAACUGGGAGAAAGGAAUGGGUCACUGACACCAUAUUUUUUUGAGAUUUAUGUGCAACCAAUCUAAUAAUCCCACAUGCAAGAAGC